Heterobasidion irregulare TC 32-1 is the source of this 1659-nucleotide messenger RNA. It is a transcript of the gene cyp22, whose product is annotated as cytochrome P450 monooxygenase 22. The transcript has 12 exons. NCBI's taxonomy places the organism in Eukaryota, Fungi, Basidiomycota, Agaricomycetes, Russulales, Bondarzewiaceae. The record is from RefSeq and is a predicted model, not a curated record. Bases 1 to 1659 code for a protein of 552 amino acids. Gene Ontology annotation, molecular function: iron ion binding; monooxygenase activity; oxidoreductase activity, acting on paired donors, with incorporation or reduction of molecular oxygen.
AUGCUCUCAAUCCUUGCACAACUCAGUCUCGGGGCUCUCGCAUCCUUCGUUUUAUGGUGGAUAUAUCGUCGCGUCAAUACUGUCUCCGUCUCUGGUGUUCCUGGACCCAAGGCUGAGUCUCUCUGGCUCGGUAACUUACGCCAGCUCUUGCGAGAAGAAGUCGGCGAAACCGAUCAUCAGUGGAGGAGAGCAUUCGGGAACAUCGUCCGUUUUAAGGCUCCAUUUGGCGAAGACCGCCUAUGGAUUUCAGAUCCCAAAACGAUUCAAUACAUUCUCAAUACCUCGAGGUAUUACUUUGUGAAGCCGUACGAUGCGAGGUUUCUCUUGAACGCAGCGACCGGAAAUGGAAUUAUUGGCGCAGAGGGCGAAAGCCACGUCAGGAUGCGUCGCGUUCUGAGCCCUGCGUUUGGAAUCAAAGAGUCUAAAGCGCUUGUUCCUCUCUUUCGAGAGUCUGUCCAAACCUUGAUCGAGCAACUAGAGGACUCAAUAGCUCAGAACCCACAUGGUUCAUAUGUUGUAAACAUACCCACGGUCGUAGGUCGCGCUAAUCUCGACGCCCUUGGAAAGGCUGCGUUCGAAUAUGAUUUUGGAUCUUUGCGAGGCAAGAAUACCGAGCUGGAAGAAUCAUUGCAUCAGUUCACAGCGAAAGGCUAUGGCCUACCAUCGAACUGGAAGCUAUUUAUGCAGGGUAUCAUGGCGCAUGCACCUCCGCGACUACUGAAUAUGAUGACAUACUACCCUAGCGAGAGUCUGGAGUUCCUGCAGAGGCAUGUUAGAUUGAGCAACGACAUAUCAAAGACGUUGCUCUCGCAAAAGCAGAACGCGCUCGAGGAAGGGAAUCUAGGCAAGGACGUGUUGAGCCUCGUUGUCAAGGCCAAUCUGUCUGAGACCGAAAAACACCGAUUGGAAGACGAGGAGGUCAUUCCACAGCUGUCAUCGAUUCUGAGUGCAGGAUAUGAAACGACGACUAAUUCGAUCGGAUGGAUUCUUUUUGAACUCGCGAGGCAUCCGGAGAAACAAAGGAAGCUGUAUGACGAAGUCAUCAGAGCACAAGAAGCUGCUGAGGCUCAGGGGCAAACUGAGCUCUCAUAUGAAAAAGUCGCGAAUCUACCAUAUCUCAAUGCCGUCAUCAAGGAGACUUUUCGAUUUGAUACAGUCGUUCCUCAUCUAUUCCGGCAGGCUACACGGGACGAUAUACUGCCUUUGUCCAAGGCGAUCAAGACUUCGUCUGGAAAAAUAGUGGACAGUGUCCCCAUACCCAAAGGAAUCAGGAUCGUCAUCUCGAACGUAGGCUUUAAUCAGGAUGAAACAAUAUGGGGACACGAUGCAGGAACCUGGAGGCCUGAAAGAUGGCUCGAUGGAACCGUUGAGAGGUCUGUUUGGAACAAGAAUCAGGCUUUAGACGGAGAUGCCAAUAUGAACCUCGGCGUGAUGAACAACCUGAUGUCGUUCGGUUCUGGUCAUCGUGGAUGUAUCGGAUGGCGAUUCGCUUUGGUGGAGACGCAAAUUUUCCUUUUCGAAAUGAUCAGGAAAUUUAACUUUGAAGUAACGGAGGAUACCAAAGAAGGGAGAGUCAGAAGAGAGAAUUGUCUCGUCACUCAGCCACUGGUAGAAGGCAAGGAGGUGGGAUCGCUGCCGAUCAGGAUAAGCGCAGCUUAA